AGAGACUCGAGAAAUUUUACGGGAAAAGUGGUUUUGGUGACCGGAUCCAGUGCAGGGAUAGGCGCCGGUAUUGCAAAGCUAUUCUCAAUACUGGGUGCCAAUGUUGUGGUCACCGGAAGGAAUGUCUCACGAAUUCAAAGUGUGGGCAAAGAAGUGCAGGAAUUGUCACCAAAAAAGCUGAAGCCACUGGAAAUUGCAGCAGAUUUGCUGAAACCCACUCAACUCAAUAGACUCGCCAAACAAACCAUUGAGACAUUUGGCAAAUUAGAUGUGUUGGUGAAUAACGCCGGCAUAUAUCCGGCCGACAACAUCACCGAUACAUUCCUGUUGAGUGAAUGGGAGGACAUCUUUGAUACUAAUCUUAAGGCCUCCGUACGACUGGUCCAACAAUUACUGCCAGAACUGCGCAAAACUAAUGGCACUGUUAUAGACAUCUCUAGUGUUGCAGGACUUCAACCGACUGCCCCUCAGUUGGCGUACAGCACAUCCAAAGCGGCCGUACAUAUGAUGACUAGAGAUCUGGCCCUC
Molecule: messenger RNA, 528 nt
Organism: Oppiella nova
Lineage: Eukaryota; Metazoa; Arthropoda; Arachnida; Sarcoptiformes; Oppiidae
Source: the annotation of a GenBank genome assembly